UUCUCAUAAAGACCCUCCCCUUCGAUAAGCUAUAAAAUGAGACUGAAACAGACGUUAUUUCAUUCAGCUCCUGAUCAAAGAUGGAUCUGCAAAUCUCAGUUUUUCUUCUGUUCGUUCUCUUCACUGCAGGACACUCUCUCAGCUGUUAUGAGUGUAUGGGUCUGACGGGUUCUUGUGCGGAUCAAAAAGUAAAAACAUGUCCCAGUGGAUUUUCCAAGUGCAUGAGUUUAACAACAGCUGUACAAAGUGGUGGCUUUAGUGCUAAAGUGAAGAUUAAAGAUUGUGCUCCUGACUGUGCAAUUGGAUCCAUGAACUUCGGCAUUGGAAAGACAUCUUUAGCGUGCUGUAACACAGACCAGUGUAACGUCCAAGAUGCUCCAGAUCCCUCUAAUGUCCCCAAUGGAAAUAAAUGUUACUAUUGUGAUGGACAGAGCUGCUCAAACACAGUGAGUUGUUCAGGGAUUGAAGACCGCUGCUUUAAAGCAACAGGGAGUUCUGGAGGCCAGUCUAUAAAAGGCUGUGUUUCUAAAUCUAUUUGUGAUGCUGCUACACCAGUUGGUGAUGUUCAGGGUGUCUCGUGUUGUUCAGGGAACCUGUGUAACGGUGCUCAGAGCGUCACUCAGAGCUUCCUGUUCCUCUGCUGUUCUCUGGUCUCCUUCAUCCUGCUGCACUGAAUCCAGCAGCUCUACACAUUCUACAAUGAGACACACUGUACUGAAUAUAGAGAUGGAAUUUUCUCUGUACAACACAUCUUUUGUGUCCUGAUAUGAUUUUUUUUAUGACAUUCUGAUGUGACAUUUCUUUAAAUAAAAUACUACAUUACCUUG
Cyprinus carpio (common carp) is the source of this 827-nucleotide messenger RNA. RefSeq names its product urokinase plasminogen activator surface receptor-like. Lineage: Eukaryota; Metazoa; Chordata; Actinopteri; Cypriniformes; Cyprinidae. The record is from RefSeq and is a predicted model, not a curated record.